This is a messenger RNA of Colletotrichum spaethianum, 6084 nucleotides long. Its product is annotated as histone transcription regulator 3. The record is from RefSeq and is a predicted model, not a curated record. Gene Ontology annotation, cellular component: nucleus; HIR complex. The transcript has 6 exons. NCBI's taxonomy places the organism in Eukaryota, Fungi, Ascomycota, Sordariomycetes, Glomerellales, Glomerellaceae. Bases 1 to 6084 code for a protein of 2027 amino acids. Gene Ontology annotation, biological process: chromatin organization. Gene Ontology annotation, molecular function: nucleosome binding.
AUGCUGUUCCUGGUGCGCGACAACGUUGCGGCUGCGACGAUUCUGCUCCCGGCCUUCCAAGCCAUCAACGUCGAGACUGAGGAGAACAUUGACGAUGAGAUUGACACCACCCGCGAGAUCCAUGUCGAUGAAGCUCUGAAGCGCUUCCAAAAUGCCCUGAAGCUGCAUGCCCAGGGUCCUCGCUUCUUCGACGAAGCCGCCGAUGCCUACGAUGACCUCUUCAAAUCCGAAAUCUUCAAAUACCCGAGGCAGUCACCGAAGAGACAGCCCGACCAUUUGAUCACCGAUCCCGCUCUCGCCGCCGACCUCGACCUCCAAGUCGCCGAGGUUGACACCACCGGCAGCAGUCUUCCUCAGGCUUUCUUUCUCGCACAUAAGAAUCGUGGCCAAUUCCUCCUCGACCGCACUCGCCACGCCGCCCGGAGCGCGGGAGAUGAUGCGCCCGCUUACUUCGAGAAGGAUGAGGCGCUCCAAAACAUGUACAAUGCCCUGACGGACUUCAAUGCCGCCCUCGACCGCGAUCCGUCCGAUGCCGAACUGUGGCGCCGCACUGCUCGCGUUGCCGCCUCGUUGAAGAGCUCGAGAAUCAACAGGUACUGCCUUGAGGCCGCCAUCGAACUUGACGAUGACCCGACUGUUCUUGAGGUCGAGCCACCUUCUCUGGCGGAAGGAUUCGCUGGGCAACAGUUGAAGGAUCAGCUGCAGGUCUUGACCGACGAGAUUGCUUUGUCCCACCCCAUCAUGGGCCCUUGGGUCAAUCGGGACAUGCCCGACUUCAUCAAAAGACACAUCGAUCCCAUACCCUUCCUACCGAACCCGAUCAAAGAACUCGGAUCCGCCCGCACUAUCGUCGAGGAAGUAGGCGCUACCCGUCUGACUGUAGCAUGUCCAACAGCAUCUUGGGCCGACCUAGGCAUGGCGUUGGUCCAAUUUAUACUCGAAAAGGGGCAGACAAGCCGGGCCAUCGUCAUUGAGCUUCCUGAAACGGAAGACGACGAAGAUGUAGUCAUGGAGAGUCCACCAGAGCAGGACAGUCAACCCAACGGCUCCGAUGCCAAAGACAAGGAUGGGGUCGCCACAAAAGAGGACAAGCCUGCGGAUGCCGAAAAAGCUGAGAGCGCAAACGCUGUACCGAAAGAAACCCCAAAACCUCCCGAGAACACUCGCAAGGGCCGGGGCAGCUCUCAGCCGAUCAGAAAGCGGUCGCAGUCAGCGGCGGGCAUUCAGGAAGGACAAGAAGAAGAGAGCUUGGUUGAGAAGAGGAGCAAACGAAUUCGGCGACGAGAAACCGCAGCUGCGGAAGAAGUUUUGGACCCUAAUGCCGUCCUCGCAUCCCAAUUGGCACCAUACCAAGCAGCCGACCAGAACCUAUUCCAGGCCACCAAGAACAUGCUGGAAAAUAUUGGCGUCACGGACCAAGCUACCUUGGAUCGCAUCAGCGAGGUGUUGGACUCGCUGGCGUCGGAAGAGCGCGCGGCAUCCAUCAAGAACCAGGCCACGGUGGACCUCCGCAAUGCCAUUGUCUCCUUCAAUGAAGAAAAUGCAAAAAUAUUGCUUAAUAAGCAAGCCCAGGCAUCUUUGAGCUUGUCGUCUUUCCUUGAACAUGCCAAGGGCGGCUCCCAAAAGUUGUCGGUCAUUCCGCCUUUCAAGGAGACGCAGGGAAUCUCUUCUUUCGUAAAGCGAGUCAACUCUUCUUGGAUGACGGCCCAAGAGGUUGCCUACGAGUGGCUCAAAGCGAUCUGUCCCACCUAUCUCGAAACCAAGUGGUCAGAUGUCAUGAAAACAGCCGUCGUCCAGGUCAUUAGUCGGUUCGACCAGGACAUUCUCCAGGCCAUCAACUACGACCUGGAUCGCGCGAAGCAUUCUGACGACGUCGAGAAGGAAUUCGGGUUCAUCAAAAGCAUUGUGGAGAUGCUGUUCGAGAUUCACCUUGACGUGUAUGAAAGAAUCACCAACCCUAACAGUGUGGUCGAUUACAGCAUCCGCGUUGAAGCCAAGGGUCGCCUGGGACGAUGGUUAGACAUGGCAUCGGCUUUGCUGCGCGAGGCUACCCAGGAAGGCAACGAGAAGUUGACUAGUCGCUUCCUAUGGGCUGCCAUCUUCUCCACAACUCUGACCGAGAACGCUUCGAGAGAGUACAUACUUCAGUGUUGGACGAGUUUGCGGGAUUUCCUCUCGGAACGAGAUUUUGACCAGCUUUACCUCCCUAACAACCCAGUGAUACCAGAGGUUUCCGAAGCGGCAGCCGAUAGGGAGAUUUCCAAACUGACGACCAUGGAUUUCUUUCUCGGGCUUUUCCAGGACAACGUCAGCGACCCUGUUGCCGUCAUUGACAAUCUCGAGCCCGUCCUCAAUCCAGGAUCGGUAUACGUCCCGGUGUCGUCAGACGAAACCACAAAGGACGGAGAGGGUUCUUCAUCCGACCGCUCCAAGAACAAGAAAGUGCCUAUCAAGGAAUGUGCGAGUCAAAGUCUUCAAGAUCUUUGGAGGUUCCUCCUAGGUACUAGCACGGAAUUGCGGCUGUUCCUCUGGACGCGGCUUAGCGACGCCUAUGCUAGCAUCAAGUACUCCACGAAGCAGUUUUCGUGCCACCUCAAGGCCAUUGAGAUGCUCACAGCAGACCUGGAAAGCGAUGGGUAUCUCAAGAACGCACCAGAAACGAGACCGCCGCUGUUGCUGAAGAUGCUCAAGGCUCUCGAUGACCUGUUAAUCACCGCGCUUUCGCUCGCUCUCAAUGAUAGCUCUGCUUACGAUAUUGUCGACGACGACCACUUGAAGUCAACAUCGACUGCUCUCAUCAAGUUGAGCUGCAUGCUCCAUGCGUCAGCCAUGCAUGACGAUGAGAUUCGGAUUGGGAUGACUCGUGCGCCACCGAGCAGUCCUUCGUUUCAGCCAUCCCUCAACAAGCUGCGGGAGAUUCAGGUGCGUGUGUGGUGCCUCCAGUACACGGUGAUCAAGGUCGGCGUGAACCAAAACCGCACAUUGUUCCCGAACCCAGAGAUGGAGUUGGCGGACUUCCUAUCAGCCAUUCAUCAGGUCGUCGGAUUGAGGAAAUGCUGCAAGGCCUCGAACAAGAUCUUUUUGAAGAUGAUGCGCGUGGAACUGCUGAGGUUCAAGAAGAUUGAGAAUUGGGAAGACUAUCUUGGCCAAGUGCUGUAUGACCUUCAUGGUCUUAAGCUUGGGGUCGGUGCUGGAGAAGUUCAGGAUCACGGCUGCCCCCCUGAGAAGCUCGAGAAGCGCAAUGCCAUGCAACUGGUCGACAAGAUCACGGUCUUAGCAAGGAGGAUGCCCAGAAAGGACCUCUUGAAGUCGGACCUCAAAACGACCAUUGAGCACAUGCAAGGCGCCAUCGGACAAACAAAGUCGACUCCUCAGAUGAUUCACAACCUCAGGAACUUUACCGAAUACCUUAAGCGACCGAUCCAUCCCCUCAGACUCUACCAGGCCCUUACCGGCGGUGUUCAGUUGGAUGUUGUUGCCGUCAAUACCCCCGAAAGCGCUCUGGCGAGCCAUGGGUGGUUCUUCUUGCUGGGCAUGAUCGCGUUGACGAGGUUCAAACAGGUUGAUUUAAGCAAACGACAAACACCUGGUGCCACUGACGACUUGCGACUCGCGGCAACAUUCUUGCGACUGCAGCUUCAGUUCACUCCAGAUAAGUGGGAUGCCUGGUUCCGUCUAGCUGAGUGCUUUGACUAUGAGCUCGAUGAGGCGGUCUUAUGGUCAGCCGACAAGAUGAACAAGGAGCGUGGGGAGUUGCUCAAGUUCCAGCGAAACUCGAUCCACUGCUAUACCCUUGCGCUGUCCAACUCCUGGGAAGUAGACAUUGACGACGAGGACGAGGAUCCGUUGUAUGAGCUCUAUCAUAACUUCGCCAUGCGUCUGUACGCAUCCAGUCGUGAGCCCCUCGCCAUGGAGCCGUUCCAGCAUGCAGACCAUGAAAGGUUCUUCAUUGAGGCCUUGGGUACUGGGACCUUUCAGAGGGUGCUUCACGACCAGAUGCAAGAUUACAAGGUGUGGAAGUACGCGGCUGGCUUGUUCAAGCGGGCCAUGAGACGCAAGCCGCAGGAUUGGAGAAACCCAUAUAUGCUCACUAAGUGCCUCUGGAAGAUGUACCAGAAGCCCCUUGAUGAGCUGAGCCAGAAGGACCGCGAGACCCGCCCAUCAGUCGGGUACUUGGUAUCAGCCCUCGAGCAUGCAGUCGAGGUUGUGUCUGCAGUGCCCAAGUCGCGACACAGCGAUCCCAUUUUAGAGCCGCAUUACAAGAUUGUCUCAAUCGUCUACAAGCUUGUUGUUCGCGGUGACCUGAAGCCACAGGAAGGUGCGGAUAUCCUGUCGAGACAACCGUUCGGCAUGGAAUUAGGCGACGACAUCACUCUCGACGAUAACGAAGACUGGGAGGAAUACGUCAUCAGGAACCUUCACCAUCUCCGGGACAAGGACAAGUCCAACUGGCAGCACCGUAUCAUCAUGCGUCACGCUCGCCUCCUUUUCGACGAAGACUGCGAGUCGCCCGAGCUUGUCCAAGCCAAGGCCGCCUUUAACGUGCUCAGAGAAUCCAUGUUCACCAAGACGAUGGUUAUGAAUGUCUGGAAAUGUGAUGCCGAACGCCCUGGGCGGCACCACGUCUACACAUCACAGUACAUCCGAUUCAUGGUCAAAAUUCUAGUUGUUAUGAACGACAGGGUGAACUUGGAGAUGGUUCUCAGGCGACUACGCAAGAAGGGUGCGGACUUUUACCAUUUCAGCGACUUGUGGCAGAUGUGCUCCAUGGCUUAUCUUAGGCUGUUGCGGCAGGGGUUCCAGGUGCCUCCGACGCUGGAUGACCCGUUCAAGUCGACGUCCCUGGAAGAGCUGGAAAUCAUGGCAGAUCGCAUCACCGAGUGGGCUGGGGGUCCAUCGACCGACAUCCCCGCGUUCACCUGCCUGAAGGAGACGAUUGAGCUAAAGAAGCUCAAUGGAGGUCUCAUGAAAGCCGGAGCCAUUGAUGAUCUCAUCAACGACUGUUACGCCGUCAUCUACCAGGAGAUCGGCCCUACGCUGCCGGGUCCAGAACCGCACGAAGUUCUUGAGGCCCGCGCCAGGGCCCGCGCCAGAGAAGAGGCCGAUGGCGGACUGGAACUAAAGCCAUCAAGCUCACUGGGAAACCUUCUCAACCCAACCGCUGCCCAAGACUCGGGGGCGAAUGGUGAGGGCGAUAAGACGGCUGCACCAGAGGCAGCCCCGAGGCGCAGGGCAGGCGUUCGCAGGCCCGACAUCAUCCGAAAAGCCGAACAAGCCUUUGCUCGCUUCAGUGAAGCGCCAAAGUCAUCGGUUGCUCCAUCCAAAUCCCGCGUUGGAUCGGUCUCGAGCGGCAGAAACGGGACGCAUACUCCUGCUGGAGACGCUGGAGAGGGCAGUGGCGCCGAAGACCAAGGUGAAGGCGAGGCGGGUGAAGAGGGCGAGGACACGGAGAUGAAGGACACAGUGAUGGAAGGGGAAGACGGCGACGAGGCGCCCGCGCAGGCCACGGCAGGAUCCAGCCCUCGGGGUAGUAUCCACGACUCGGCUGAUGACGAAAGUGAGCUCAGUGAUGUUCCUGAUGACUGGGAUGAGCAGCCACCUCCAUCACUCAUGUUCCCGAACCUGAGGAAAAGCGUGGACUCUGGUCAAGCGGAGAACGAAAACUCCAGUGACGGUGAUGACGAGGAGGAGGAGGAAGAAGAAGGCGGUGAUGAAGAGGAAGAAGAAGAGGGAGGCGAAGAAGAGGAAGGUGAAGAAGAAGAGGGAGGUGAAGAAGAAGAGGAAGGUGGAGAAGAAGAGGAAGGUGGGGAAGAAGAGGAAGGUGGAGAAGAAGGAGGUGAAGAAGAAGAGGAAGAGGGUGGUAUAGAGGAAGAAGGAGAGGAGGAAGGAGAGGAAGGAGAGGAAGAAGAGGAAGAGGAAGAAGGUGAAGGUGAAGGUGAAGAAGCUGAGGUAGAAGAAGGCGAUGAGGAGCAAGAGGGUGAUGAACAGGAAGACGACGAACAAGAAGAAGAGGACGAGGAGCAGGAAGAAGGCGAUGAAGAGCAAGAAGAGGGCGACGUGGCUGAUGAAGACGAGGACGAGUAG